AUGUCUACGAUUCCGUCCGUUAAUGAUUUAUUAGAACAACCGUUACAGAAUGAAACAUCAGAAGACGAAAUAAUGCAGGAUCAAGUGGGACAGAAUGAGUUUGAAAGUUUGGACGAAGAUCAAAUAAUGCAAGAAGAUGCCUAUGAUUACAGCGUAGCAUGGGAUAGAUCUAGGUCUCCCAGAGAAAGAAAUUCGGGAGAGAGAGAAGUAGAGCAAAGUAAUGAAACUAUCAUAAGAAGAAUCUGUUCAUACCCAAUAUCUCCCCAUCAAAGCGUCUGGAGUCUGAUGCAAAUGCAGUAUCAUUUCCUACUUCUUUUAGACAUUUCUGUAUUGAGAAAACAGAUGUACUGUGAUACACAUGUGAGACAUGACAUGAAGUUGGGUCGUUUUUCUUUAUUUGGCAUUCCUUCUUUUCUAUUCCCCACUUCCCACACCCUUUGUCCCAUUCUAACCUUUUCUUUCCCUACUGUUUUCACCUUUUCUUUCUCACCACAUUCUCUCUCCAUCACUCUAAUCAUUUCUCUUUCUCUCUCACCACAUCCUCUCUUUCUCUCAACACAUCCUCUCCUCUUCUCUCUCACCACAUUCUCUCUCCAUCAUGCUAAUCUUUUCUCUUUCACCACAUCCUCUCUUCAUCUCCCUAACCUUUUCUUUUUCUCUCUCACCAUGUCCUCUCUCUGUAUCUCUAACUCUUUCUCUCUCACCAUGUUCUCUCUCUAUCUCUUUAACCUUUUCUCUUUCCUCUCACCACAUCCUCUCUACUUCUCUUCAAGCUUUUCUCUUUCUCUCAACAUAUUCUCUCUCUUUCUCUAUAACCUUUUAUCCCUCUAUUCCCCUCUCUGUACAGCCUUUUACCAUAACACUUUUCCUUCACACUUUCUCUCUAACUGUUAUCCUUCAUUUUUCCCCUAUUUUUUUAACACAUGUUUUCAGUUCAGAUGA
Messenger RNA from Acanthosepion pharaonis, 942 nucleotides. The record is from the annotation of a GenBank genome assembly. Lineage: Eukaryota; Metazoa; Mollusca; Cephalopoda; Sepiida; Sepiidae.